GUCUCAGAAUUUUUUCCCUCUGUUUGUUGGUUUUGUUUUUGUUUCUUUUCUGAGAUGGGUUUCUCUGGAUGUCUGGUUUCACUGAAUUCCUGGCUGUCUUGGAACUUGCUCUGUAGACCGGACUGCCUCAAACUCACAGAGUCCAUCUGCCUUUGCCUCCUGAGAGCUGGAAUUCUUAAACUGUGGCCUGAAGUGCUGCUCUCCUAGAUACAUGCAAGACUUCCUUCCCCCACCUCCUUCCAAUCACUGAUUCAGAAUGACCCUUUUGAUGUGCUUUCUUCAUUAUCCUAAUUAGGAGAAUAAUGCCAGCAGCCUAGCACCCCCACCUUUCCAUUUGUCUUGAUUGCACGUAUCACUAUACACCUUCCAUGCUAAGAAAAUCAUGAAGACAAACUCCAACCAAAGAAAAUGGAAAACAAAUUAUGACACGAUUAGUCUAGCUGGUAGGCUCAGGGAUUACACAUCACCUUCCUAAACUACUCUAAAUAAAGAGACCAUACUUCAGGUCAGGAAGUCCUCAGAAACAAGUCGCUAAGGGCUCUGGGAUCCAGGGAUGCUCCCAGUGACUGCUGGGACAGCACAAAGCAAUAAGAGCCCCAUAGUGGGGUCUCUAGUAGUGGAAAGGUGUGCUCACUUCCUUUAGGUUAAUACUUUUCUUAUCACAGGAAGAAAGUGGGGACAUCUUUCGAAAGCCACAACAUAAACCUUUAGUAGACUCAAAACCUGACCUCAAUUUCCAGCCUCCACCCAUGGCAUGGAUCCCUUCCACAGGAAGGUUCCGACAAGACUCGGUUGGCAUUCGCAUCCACAAGCUGCCCUAACACGGGUGACGAGUCUACGGACACACACUCAUGAUGAUCCGCUCUACUUGGGCGGAGAUCGGGAACUUCCGGAAGUGGAGAGCGUUGUUUCCGAGGGGACGGUUUUCCGAGACGGACACGAGACUGAUGGACUCAGGGAAGGUGUGCAUGCAGGUGUAGCUGUCUCUCCUGGAUGCCAAGAUUUGAGACCCAGAAAGAAGUCUCCCAUGGCUCCUUAUCACAUCCGCCAGUACCAGGACAGUGACCAUAAAAGUGUCCUGGAUGUGUUCACAAAGGGCAUGGAGGAGCAUAUCCCCACCACCUUCCGCCACAUGCUGACGCUGCCCCGAACCCUCCUGCUCUUACUUGGGGUGCCGCUUGCCAUGGUCCUGGUGUCUGGCUCCUGGCUGCUGGCUAUUAUGUGCAUCUUCUUUCUGUUCCUACUCCUGCAGCUCCUUGCCAGACAGCCUUGGAAGGAAUAUGUGGCCAAGUGUUUGCACACAGACAUGGCUGACAUCACCAAGUCCUACCUGAAUGCACGUGGCUCCUGCUUCUGGGUGGCUGAGUCUAGUGGUCAGGUGGUAGGCAUAGUGGGUUGUCUGCCAGUCAAGAAUCCCCCGUUUGGAAGGAAGCAGCUGGAGCUCCUUCACCUGUCUGUGUCCUCACAGCACCGAGGACAGGGGAUAGCGAAAGCACUGGUCAGAACUCUCCUCCAGUUUGCACGGGACCAGGGCUACAGUGACGUUGUCCUUGACACCAGUACCAUACAGAAAGGUGGUAAGACCCUCUACCUGAGCAUGGGCUUCCAGAGGACAGGCCAGUAUUUCAUGAGUAUGUUCUGGAGGUUAGUGGAUGUUCCUACAAUUCAAUUAAAGUAUUCCCUCCCUUCUGCCUAGGAAGUGGAGCUGGGACUUAUGCUCCUGUGCAGCAAGCAGUCCUGCUCCUCUCUAGAGGAACUAGUGAACCUUGUCAUGUCAGUGUGAUGAACAAUAAAAGCUCCUUGCUGGUGCACACCAGAUUCUAAUGCA
Molecule: messenger RNA, 1828 nt
Organism: Peromyscus californicus insignis
Lineage: Eukaryota; Metazoa; Chordata; Mammalia; Rodentia; Cricetidae
Product: probable N-acetyltransferase CML1
Exons: 2
Coding region: 755-1696 (313 amino acids)
Molecular function (GO): N-acetyltransferase activity
Source: RefSeq, a predicted model, not a curated record